Molecule: messenger RNA, 3309 nt
Organism: Epinephelus fuscoguttatus (brown-marbled grouper)
Lineage: Eukaryota; Metazoa; Chordata; Actinopteri; Perciformes; Serranidae
Gene: tepsin
Product: TEPSIN adaptor related protein complex 4 accessory protein
Exons: 13
Coding region: 99-1949 (616 amino acids)
Cellular component (GO): trans-Golgi network membrane
Source: RefSeq, a predicted model, not a curated record
ACUUGCUGUUCCAUGAUUGGCUAGCUGUCACCUCGAGCCCCGCCUUCCCCACAUACCUCGGAGGAAGAUGAGUAACCCGCAGCCAGGAUUGCUAAAUCAUGGCAACAUUUAUGGAGCGACUGGCCUUUCUUCAGAAAGUCCCCACUCUAAUGAAGGCUACAGCAGAUGAUGAAAACCCCUGUCCUGGCUACCUUUUCCAAGAGAUUGGAAAAAUCUCCCAUGAGUCUUCAGGAUGCGGUCAGUGUUUGUUGGAGUACCUUCUGGAGAGGCUGCAGGUGGAGUCCUGUCAUGUCAAACUCAAGGUGCUGAAGAUCUUUGUCCAUCUUUGCGGUCAUGGCUCAAACCAUUUCCUCACAGAGCUGAGAAGAAACUCUACCUUCAUCCAGCAAGCAUCAGUUUACAGCGGCCCUCCUGAUCCCAUCCAUGGCACAGCAUUGUACCAGAAAGUGAGAAACACAGCACAGGAAGUGGCCAGGUUGCUUUUCACAGAUACAAUUCCCACCAAAAGCGGCAUCUCCCCGCUCAAGCAGCCCCACCUAGGAGCCCCAACAAUGGGUAUGGGCUCAGCAACUUCCCACAGGUCAGGAAUGCAGGGCUUUGGAUACAGUCCAGGGAAACAGGGAGCAGCAGGCGGUGACUCACUACUGGAUAAGAUCCAGAAAGCUGCAGAGGUAGUGGCCAGUGCUGUCCUUCCCCCGACCGAACACCAGGGUAUCCGUCUCCAUGACAACCAUUACCGGGCCGUAGUUGCGCCGUCCGCACCCAUAGAGGUGGCGGUGCCUGCGUGUGCCUAUAACCUGCCCACUCGGGCACCCAAAGCAUCGACCCAGCGGUUCCCAGGGCAGAUAGGAGGCGGCUGGGAAGAGACCGACAGUGGCAACAGCUCUUCUCACAACUCUUCUCAGGAUAUCGCGGCAAACAGCAGGGCCUCUGUUGGCAGCAAGUCGGCUGGUACCGGGAGCCAAUCUGGGGCCAGCAGAGAGAGCAGCGGGGACCUGUCAGACCGUGUGGAAGCCCUGCAGUUGGGGGACUGUGGCCAGGAGAUGGCGCUAAUCAACAGACUAACUGAAGGAUGCAAAGUUUUCCUGUCCAGAGAGGAGAGCCAGCACUUCAUCAAAGAGUGCUCCACUCUCAACUGUGAGGUCGUGCUGGAGUUGCUCUCAAGCAAGCUUCAAGAUCCCUCAAAUACUGUUAAGAUGCGGGCACUGUGUGCCGAAUCAUGCCUCAUGACCUCUGACCUCCUCUCUCUGGAACAAAUGUUCGGAUCAACGCAACGAAGGCUCCGCCAGCUGAGUGAGGGGGCUCCAGGACCCGUGGCCAACAAAGCCACCAAGAUCCUGCGACAGUUUGAGGCUCUGAUGGGUGGAUCUGUACACACACCAAGGCAGGAUACAGUGAACAACAGCCACCAAGCAACAACUAAUCAGCUUCCAACAUCUACAUACUCGGACCCUUUGCUACCAACUCACUCUGCUGACACUAACCUCAACCAUUAUCAGCCGGGCAUGUCACCCACAGGUGUCACCCCACCACCAAAUCACCCAUCUUCCCCCUCUUGUGUAGCCCAGGGAGACUCCUCAUGGGAGCUGAUGGAUGGCGGCGAUGAGGAGAAACUUUCUCCUGUUCUGCAAGAGCCACUUAGGACUGCUGAGCGCGAUCUUAAUUCAGUUGCUGAAAAAUCAGAGCUUAACAUGGACAGAAGCUCGUCCCCUUCAGCCGAGCCCCAGAGUGAGCAGCCCUGUCUGAGCAGACUGUCCCUGUUCAGCGGUAUGGAGCUGGUGACUAAGGGGAGACCUCUGUGUCAAAGAGAGACAUCCCAAACAGAGACGGACACCGCGGAUGACAGCUUAAGGGAGGAGCUACCUGGCGAUGGCGCUCCUUUAUUUUGCAAUGCAGUCACCUGUGAUAGCAGCCAACCAGUAUCAGCCUUCUCAUUCGUCAACUUUUGACCACAACUUUAUACAGCUGGAACUGUCGUGGUUAAACCAAUGAUGUCAUCACGUAUAUCCUUUUAGAAAUCUAUUUAAUUUUAUAAACCAAGAUCUGUAAGCUUACUAUAAAGAGGGCAGAUUCACAUUAAGUUGGGGUUUUCUGCUCCUAUCUGUAUGGUGCCUCCUUGGAAAUUGUAUUAAAGCAGCAGACUGGGGGAAGAGAAAGAGAUUUCGGACACAUAAUAACCGUAGUCCUUUAGUGCAAUCCACAGUCAGCUUGAGAAACCCCUCAACUGUCACACGCGAGGACUAGUAUGGAAGCUAUGUUGCUGUUUGUCGGCUAAUCCCUCAAAAGUAUUUAACAAGAAUGGUUGUCUUGAAUUACCGGUUGUUAUUAUUGACAGUUGCUUUAUCUCAGGAUUCCUUUCAGCUAACUGAAACAACUCGUACGCCUCUGCAGCACGGCCUAAACCUCCGAGGGAGAACCCCUCGUUUUGUAAUUUGCACUACAGUUGUUUUUCUUAUGGACUCAUAAACCUUACAAAUGAGAGUUGUCUUCCUUAUUUUUUUGGUACUAAGCUAUUAUGUCGGUGUCAUGAGUGUUAGUUUACAAAUUAUUUAUUAUGUGUGCUCUGUAUUGAUUAAACAUACCUGUGAGAGUGGUGGUAGAGUGCAUGUAUAUGAUUAAAGACUAGUUUGGAGAACUAAUGGAGGAAGUGAUUAUUGAGAUAUUGUGUGUGCAUAACAAUGUGUGGAGCAUUAGCAUAAUGCAAAUGCAAGUUGCUUGGGUAACCAAAUCAAAGGCAAGUGAUGCACCAGUUUAGUGGACCAAUAUCAGUGUCAGUCGAUAUAUGUUUCUCUGUUGUGUGGCAUCAAUUUUUCACAGGGCUUGACACUAACUGUGUAUGGAGGAGAGCUAAUUAAUGUUAGCCGUUAGCAGCUGGUGGCCAGUACUAACAGCUAAUGGAGGUUGCAUUGAAUUACAUCAUGAUGUGUUCCAUCUCUACUCAGUAAAAGUGAGUAUUGGACAAAGGUAAAUUAUAACUUCAUCGUGAUGUGUUCAAAUGUAAGCUUGUACAAGUCAGUUUUUGGCAAGAAACUAUGUAUGAAACUAAGUAUGGUAUCAGUCCAGAAUUUCACAGUUGGUGCAUACCUAUAAAAGGCAGAUUGCCUUCACAAUCUCACCCUUGUCGUUUUAGUUACAUACUGUACUGUGGUGUUCAGGGCUGUGGAAUGUGGCACACACGACACGCCAAAAUGGUAAUCCAACCCACCCAAUGCACAUGAACGCCACUGAUGCAUUUUGUUUGAGUGAACACAAGCUAUGCUGCUGCACAUGCUGACGAACAAUAAAACCUGCUGUAUUUUUGUUGCAGCA